AUGUUUCGUAGUUCAUUAGGUUUCAAGUGUUCGAACGUAGCCAGUCUCAUCGUUGCUAAAGAUGAUAAGGGGAAGUACGAAACCAUCAAUGACGCGGUUGAGGCAGCUCCUAAUUACAGCAAACUCAUCAUAUUCGUUAAAGAAGGCAUAUAUUAUGAAGUCGUUUGGAUUUCGAGUACAAAGACGAACAUAACGUUAGGCGAGGGUAGAGAUAAAACCAUUAUAACUGGAAGCUUGAACAAAGUAGACAACGUAGACACCUUCAACUCCGCAACACUUGCCGUAGAUGGGGAUGGAUUUAUAGGCCAAGAUAUUUGCAUCCGGAACACAGCCGGUCCGGAAAAGCAUCAGGCUGUGGCUCUCCGUGUGAGCGGUGAUAAUUCGAUUCUAUACCUCUGCGGUAUCGAGGGCUAUCAAGAUACACUUUACGCUGACAACCGUAAGCAGUUCUAUCGCGAGUGCUAUAUCACCGGGAAGGUUGAUUUCAUAUGCGGUGACGCCACAGCUGUAUUCCAGAAAUGUCAUAUUGAGGCAAGGAAGCCACUUCAUGGACAGGAAAACGUGAUCACGGCUCAGAAGCGUGAAAGCCAAGACGAUACCAAUGCUAAUGAUACUAAUGAGACUAAUGCUUAUUUUGUUACAAUUACUUAUAGCCGUAGAUGGAGUUGGGUUUGUAGGCAAAGAUAUUUGCAUCCGAAAACACAGCCGGCCCGGAAAAACAUCAGGCCGUGGCUCUCCGUGUGA
Messenger RNA from Arabis nemorensis, 744 nucleotides. Lineage: Eukaryota; Viridiplantae; Streptophyta; Magnoliopsida; Brassicales; Brassicaceae. The record is from the annotation of a GenBank genome assembly.